This is a messenger RNA of Tachyglossus aculeatus (Australian echidna), 979 nucleotides long. RefSeq names its product alpha-S1-casein-like. The record is from RefSeq and is a predicted model, not a curated record. The coding region runs from base 62 to 613 and encodes 183 amino acids. The transcript is spliced from 14 exons. Lineage: Eukaryota; Metazoa; Chordata; Mammalia; Monotremata; Tachyglossidae.
UAGAUCACCUCAACUGAGCCUGCUACUCUUCUCCCAUCUUGGAAACAAGGCCUCAAUCACCAUGAAGGUCCUCAUCCUGGCCUGCCUGGUGGCCUUUGUCGUGGCAAUGCCUGAGUCACCCAGCAGCAGUUCAUCCAGCGAGGAAGCUUCCAAAAUUCUGACAAAAAAGCGUGUCCAGAGAGACCCAGAAUACUACCUUCCCCAUCAGGAGGAAUCCGUAAGCAGCUCAUCCAGUGAGGAAUCGACCGAUCGACUCAAAAGACGUCUCCUGAAAGACAAACCCAUCUUCCGUCUCCUGAAGGCUACAGAGAGCUCUUCAAGUGAGGAAUCUGACAGUGCUAUUGAAAAGCGUAUUCUGAGGGAGAGACAGUACUAUCAACAGAAGCUGGAUGAACUCAAAGAAUAUUUUCGUCAGUUUGAACCCUACUUCUACCCUGUGGCUUAUCAGAAAAAAGAAGUCAUGCCCUACCAGCUGGAAUACUUUGUUCCUCAACCAGAAGUGUACAGCAUCCCCCAACCAGUAUAUAGGGUUCCUCAAGAGGUAACCUUCCCCAGUCUUCUCCAUUUCCGCUACGCUUUUCCUCAGUCAACCCUCCCCAUUGAGAGGAAGUAAGAAGACUUCUCAGGGAUACCUACAAGCCCCAAGACUUUGAUUUGAAUGAAAAUCCCAUUCUCUGUGUGUGAUCUCUCAUCUAUCUGUGUUUAAGAUAUAGCACCAUAUUUCUGAAAACCUUGAGCAAGUUGUUAAUUUAGAAUGACACAGUACUGAUCAGGAGAAUCGUUUUGCUGUUCUUCCUAUCCUACUCCAAACAGUUUGCUGUCUCUAAAUCUCAGGGCUAUGGGGAGCUCCAGUAUCUUCAGGGACCAGAGGAUGUAGGCCCUGCUUCUGCCAUGGAAAUUUUAAAUUAUUGAAGUUACUAAUGCCACCAUUUCUAGUAGCUGUGUACAGUAACCAUGUUGUUUUCUUUCCUAUCUUUUC